UUCCCUCCAUCCUCAUUAUUAUUAUUAUAGUUUUGUUCCCCUGAUUCAAAUUAAAGGUCUGAAAGUCUUCACUAUCUCUGGAAGAAAAUUGAAUCAAAGUUUGAUUUAAUUAGUGGUAUCAUUAUAUUAUUAUUAGGAGAGUGAUGGGGAAUUGCAUGGAGACAUGCACUUUGAUGGAAGAAGGUGAAGAAGAAGUGAAGCAGCAGAAGCAAGGAGAAGGAGGUAAGAGUAGUGGUGGUGGAAGGGUGAAAGUAGUGUUGACAAAAGAAGAGUUGAAAUGGUUGAUACUUGAAUUGAAUGGUGAGAAAGGAGGAAGAAGAGGAGGGUUGAAGCUUGAACAAGUGCUACAACAAAUUGAGAGAGCAAGACAACAACAACAAGGACCAUGGAAGCCUUCUUUGGAGAGCAUCUUGGAGGCCCCUGAGAUGCUUGAGUUUGAUACAGAGAUACAUACAUGAUCAUCAUCAUCACCAUUUUUCUUGCUCUAUAUAAAAUAUUGUUCAGUAGUUUCUUCCAUUCCUUUUUUGUACUGAGGAGUGGUGAGAGAAUUACAUUUUGUAAAUCUUAGAGGUGACGAUGAAGAGGAGUAGAUGAAGGUUACUUAGAUAUAAUUAUGAGGUACGUAAAUAUAUAUAUGAUGUAUGAUCCAUGUAAUCUAGCUAGGAAUGAAUUUUAAUCUUACUUUGAUUUA
This is a messenger RNA of Arachis duranensis, 691 nucleotides long. RefSeq lists its product as uncharacterized. The record is from RefSeq and is a predicted model, not a curated record. The transcript has a single exon. NCBI's taxonomy places the organism in Eukaryota, Viridiplantae, Streptophyta, Magnoliopsida, Fabales, Fabaceae. The coding region runs from base 144 to 458 and encodes 104 amino acids.